Molecule: messenger RNA, 528 nt
Organism: Staurois parvus
Lineage: Eukaryota; Metazoa; Chordata; Amphibia; Anura; Ranidae
Source: the annotation of a GenBank genome assembly
AUCCCUUGGUUCCACUCCCUACCCACCUCCGAGCACCGUCCUUUGGUUCCACCCCCUACCCACCUCCGAGCACCGUCCCUUGCACCAUCCCUUGGUUCCACCCCCUACCCACCUCCAAGCACCGUUCAUUGGUUCCUCCCCCUACCCACCUCCGAGCACCAUCCCUUGGUUCCACCCCCUACCCACCUCCAAGCACCGUUCAUUGGUUCCUCCCCCUACCCACCUCCAAGCACCGUCCCUUGGUUCCACCCCCUACCCACCUCCGAGCACCGUCCCUUGGUUCCACCCCCCUACCCACCUCCGAGCACCGUCCCUUGGUUCCACCCCCUACACACCUCUGAGCACCAUCCCUUGGUUCCACCCCCUACCCACCUCCGAGCACCAUCCCUUGGUUCCACCCCCUACCCACCUCCGAGCACCAUCCCUUGGUUCCACCCCCUACCCAUCUCUGAGCACCAUCCCUUGUCCACCCCCUACCCACCUCUGAGCACCAUACCUUGUCCCCCCCACCUACCCUCCUCCGAGCAC